This is a messenger RNA of Colletotrichum karsti, 801 nucleotides long. RefSeq lists its product as uncharacterized. Lineage: Eukaryota; Fungi; Ascomycota; Sordariomycetes; Glomerellales; Glomerellaceae. Bases 1 to 801 code for a protein of 266 amino acids. The transcript has a single exon. The record is from RefSeq and is a predicted model, not a curated record.
AUGGUUUACAUACCCCCGAACACAAACGUCCCGAAGAUUACGGCGUAUUUGACCACGAGCCUCUCCCCAGAGGACUUAGCGACGGUCAAGAAAGCUUUUGAGCUUGGCGCAUGCUCAAGAUUCUGUCCAAUUCUUGAAAUGGUCAUCAAAGACGAGCCCUUGUAUCACAAUAAGUCGCACGCCGAUAUCCGCCACGCCGAAGAUGUCGCAGGUCGGAAAGAGGGCUUCGUUGUCAUUGACGAUUGCGCAGUAGAUGAUGAAGCAAUCUGGUUCAUCGAUACUUUCGCCACUGAAGAUCAGGUUGAAGAUGGAGAAGUUGAGAGCACCGACGUUCUUCUCAAAAUCCUCAUCAAGACCGAUUGCCUACCGCUCACCUGGAUAAACUACGACAUUGCCAACAUCGACAUAAUGGAGGACUUGGGCAAUUGCGGGGUCGAAAUGCCCCUUGCGAUGGAUUACAAACAAGAGACUCCCAGUAACUGCGGCGGUUUGAAUAUGAAGGAACAACAGAAGCACCAGUCUCUGUGGCUUACAGCUGAGCCCGGCGACUUUGAGGAAUCAACGGACCCGGACCUACUGGACAACUUUCGUCCGCGUCCUGAUAAGGUUGCAAAACUCUACAAGCAGGUGGCAGAGGAGCACGGAGUUGUCGCUGAGUGGACAAUUCCUUCAGCCGCCCGACCGAUCGAACUCCCUGAUGGAACGAAGAAAACAUUUCCGCAGGGAAGUGUCGUUCUACAACACAAGUGGAACCCGAAAUAUCCUUGGCCUGACUACAAGUGGCCAGAUGAAUCACUUUGA